AGUAUGAAUAUGUUUACACUUCAGUAUCUUUCAAGUUCUUUUCCAUUUCUAUUAUUCUUUGUAUCUUCAUUAAAAAUCUUUACAUAUAUGGAAUGAUUCAUCAUCUAUUCCUUUUGAUCAAGAUUCAAUGUAACUAUAUAAACUUCAUUUAGAUUCAUACAUAACAUGGUCAACUAGUCAAUUGAAGAAACAAACGAAUUAAGUCAUUAUAAGUACGAACACAGUCACUAUCAUCUAUGGCAUCUACAAUCAAUGUUAAAGGACUUGUUGAACAAAUGAAACAUCUUCUUCAAGAUUUAAAAUCAUGCCCGGUAACAGAUAAAUUGAUUACCAAUGAAGAAAAUAUUAUAAGAUUCCUUAAAGCACGUAGUUGGGACUUACAAUCUGCAGAAAAAAUGAUGCGUAAAGAUAUACAAUGGCGCCUAGAAUUUCGACCAGAUCUAACAGACUGUAAAAAUUGUCACAAUCAACCAGGAACUCAUAGUUUAAGACAGAUAGGAUUUGAUGAAGCUGGGCGUCCAAUUAUAUAUGCAUCAUUUUGCCAAGCUAUUUCAAGUAGAAAUAUGUCAAAUGACGCAGUAACUCAUUUAAUAUAUACAAUUGAAAAUGCAAUCAAAAGUAUGAAGUCUGGUGUUACACAAUGGGUUUUUGUAAUUGAUUGCACUGGCAUGACUACAACCAGCUGUCAUCCUCGUCUUGGUUACGAAUGUGCCAAAAUAAUGGCUGAUCAUUAUCCAGAGCGCCUUGGUUUAGCAAUCUGUGUUCAUCCAGGACCUGCAUUCAAAGUUGCUUGGCAAGCAAUUAAACCAUUCUUACCACAGACAACAGUAUCAAAAGUUUGUUUUAUUAGAAGUAAAUCAAAAAUAUUUUCAACAUUUGAACAAUACUUCUCUUCAGAAACGUGUAAUUGGUUAAUGACUGAAGUAAAAUUCAAUAGAUCAAGACAGACAACAACGAAAUACCGACCAUUUUGGUUACCUCCAAAAGAUUCCGAUGAUAAACACGAUCCUAGAGGUGAUCCGAUAUAUGUUCGUGAUUGGCUUGUAUUAAAUCAUCCAACUCAACAUUUACCACAUCCAAAUAUUGUUGAUUAUAUGCUUGGAUGUUUAAAUUCACUUAAUUAUGAAAAUGCAUUAUGCUCUAAUCAUCUGGUUGAUAAUAAUUAUGACUUAACAGAAAAGGGAUUUGGUGAUUUUGAAGAACAUGAAAAUGAUUCUGAUGAGGAAGAACUUACUAAAAUGCUUGCUGCAAAAUUACCAAAAGAAUUUAUGAUUCCUGAAAAUGCAGAAAAGUUAACAUAAAUUAUUAUAUUACAAUAGAAUAUUUAUAUUCUGUUGGCUUGUUCUCAUCUUUUUAACACAUUUGUCAUUUUAUACCACUAAAAGAUAAUAUAUAAAUCAAUAAGAGAUGAGUUCUCAGGGUUGGACAAUGGAAAGUUUUUUGGUAAUAUGGUACUUGAUUUGCAUGUAAUUGGUUUAUUUUUUAAAGAAAAAUUAUUUUUUAAUUUAAGUUUUUAUUAUUUCUCAAAUUAAAAUCUCUUCAUUAAUCAUUUGAAACUUUGACAAUGAUCAAACAGUGCAGUUGAAACAACAGUAUGUUAUUUAUUUAACAUAGUGAAUAAUCGAAUAUAUUCAAC
This is a messenger RNA of Schistosoma margrebowiei, 1636 nucleotides long. The record is from the annotation of a GenBank genome assembly. Lineage: Eukaryota; Metazoa; Platyhelminthes; Trematoda; Strigeidida; Schistosomatidae.